Python bivittatus (Burmese python) is the source of this 3056-nucleotide messenger RNA. RefSeq names its product acyl-coenzyme A synthetase ACSM4, mitochondrial. The record is from RefSeq and is a predicted model, not a curated record. Gene Ontology annotation, molecular function: fatty acid ligase activity; fatty-acyl-CoA synthase activity. Gene Ontology annotation, biological process: fatty acid biosynthetic process; acyl-CoA metabolic process. Gene Ontology annotation, cellular component: mitochondrial matrix. Lineage: Eukaryota; Metazoa; Chordata; Lepidosauria; Squamata; Pythonidae.
CAUAUGAAAUUUUUUAAAUUUCAUGAAUUUCUCCUACCAAUUUUAUCUCCUGUUCAAUAGCUUUUGAAUCAUGAAUGUCAUCAUCCAUGUUUUGGGUUGUAUUUUUAGUUCGUUUGGGUUUUUUUCACUGUAUUGGGUUAUAUGCUAGUUUUAAUUUUUUUUCCCCCCUGAUUUUUAUUGGCUUGUUUUAGUAUAAUUCCAUGAUAUUGCAAACAGUUGUGACUUUUUUGACUGCAGCAGGUAGAAAUGGAAUAAAUUAACUUUAUAUGCAGCUCUAUAACAGAGUACUUUUUUUUUUAAUUAAGCAACUGCUAUUACUCCUACUGAACAUAUUGCUUGAGCAAUAGACUGAACGCCUGUUUAACCUUCUGUCCUGCCACUACCUUAUCUUCAAUGUCUUGCUUGCAAAAAUUUAACUUUUUUAGCAAGGAUCAGAUGUACUCAGAUCAGAAUAAUCAGUCUUAGAUGCAAUGGGAGACUUCAAUAAAGAUUGAAGGGAUCUUGUCCCACCAUCCAGGUUAUCAGUGCUAUGGAAGACAUCACCUUGAGGUGUCUGGAUUAAAUCAUAGCUUAAUUUAGUGUUCUGACCAUAGCAAUAAGAAAGCAUGAAAGGGGCAGGAGGGAAGAGAAAGAUCGGUUGAAUGACUGUGAGACCCAAGAUCCCAAAUGACCUAGUUACAUUGCUGAAUAGGAAAAUCAAGCUUCAAAGAAAGACGGUUGUCCAGUUUGUGGAGUCCACAGGACUAACUCAAAUCCCAAAGACAUAUAACCCUUGGACGCAGGGGUUGGCGUAAGAAAAGAAUCAAGAUAAUAAUAAAUCUGUGCACUGUUUGCCAUGGUUAUUCAUAUCCCAGAGUUCAUAGUUUCCUCCUUUACAAUGUGGCUGGAUUAGAAGGAAGAGACAAUUUUAGGGUAAUCUUUUACAACCAUGUCAGUUAUUAAAGGAAAGAAACAGUCAACUGACUCAAUGUAUGUUUUGGUCUGCAUCAUAUCCCUCAGCUAUGGAAGCACACCUCAGGGGCACGUUGUCUGUAUAGUUUUCUCCAGGGAAAGCUGACGUGCAUUUUUGAACCACCAGACAACUUGAAAGGGCAACCAGCAUAGCAACGAAGUUCUUUUUUCACCAGUUUUGGGUUCUUCAUCCAGCUUCUUCACUAGCACAACUUGCAGCCAUGAGAACUUCACUUUCUUUCUUCACGAUAUGGAAACAAAUCCCUAGAUUAUUUCCCAGAUACUCGAGGCAUCUCAGCUCUCCCAUAUGUGCACAGUAUGAAGCUGUAAGCCAUGGACAGCACCAAUUACCAGAUUAUUUCAACUUUGCAAGCGAUGUACUGGACAGAUGGUCACAAAUGGAAAAGGAUGGAAAAAGAUCGUCCAACCCAGCCCUGUGGUGGAUAAAUGGAAGAGGAGGUGAGGUGAGGUGGAGCUUUGAAGAGCUGGGAUUCCAAUCCAGGAAAGUGGCCAACAUACUCACAGACCGAUGUGGACUACGCCAAGGCGACAGAAUCCUGGUCAUUCUAUCCCGGAUUCCAGAAUGGUGGCUGGUGAUGGCAGCUUGCAUUAGGACAGGAAUUGUCAUCAUCCCUGCAACAUCUCAAUUAACUGCUAAGGACAUAGAGUACAGACUCCAAGCUUCGGAAGCCAAAUGUCUCAUCACUACAGAUGCCUUAAUACCUGUGGUGGAUUCCAUUGCCCCAAAGUGUAACUUCCUGAGAACCAAACUGAUGGUAUCUUCUGAAGGCAAGCGAGAAGGAUGGUUGAACUUUGGUGAAUUGCUUAGAGAAGCGCCUGACAACCACACUUGUGUGAAAACAAAGAUGCAUGAUCCCAUGAUGGUUUAUUUCACCAGUGGAACCACAGGGAAUCCCAAGAUGGUCGAACACACUCAAGGAAGUCUAGGGUUCAGACCCAUCAUUGGUAAAAGAUACUGGCUGGAUGCAACCCCUUUGGACGUGGUAUGGAGCACAGCAGAUACUGGCUGGCUGGUUGCUAUCUUGGGCUCAUUUUUUGAUCCAUGGGUUUCUGGAUCAUGCGUCUUCAUCCAUAGCCUACCACAAUUUGAGACAAAGACCAUCCUAAGUACCCUCUACCAAUUUCCAAUCACCAUUUUUGUGAGUCCUCCUACCUCGUUUCGCAUGUUCUUGAAGGAAGAUCUCACCAGAUACAAAUUCAUGAGCCUGCAAUACUGUAUAAGUGGAGGAGAACCAUUAAACCCUGAAGUGAUGGAACAGUGGAAAAACAAGACAGGAGUGGACAUCUAUGAAAUAUAUGGACAGACAGAAGCAGGCGUAAUUUGUUCAGUUUCCAAAAAAAUGAAAAUUAAGCCCGGCUCAAUGGGAAAGGCAGCUACACCUUAUGAUGUUCAGAUUGUAGACCAAGAAGGAAAUAUUUUAUCUCCUGGGGAAGAAGGUGAAAUAGCUGUCAGAGUGAAGCCCAAAAGACCACUUGGUCUGUUCACUCAGUACAUUAAUGCUCCCAAAAAAGCAGCUAUGUCAGAACAAGAGGACUUUUUUCUCACUGGAGACCGAGGAGUGAUGGAUGAAGAUGGAUACUUUUGGUUUAUAGGACGAGCUGACGAUAUCAUCAACUCUUCUGGGUAUCGUAUCGGACCAUUUGAAGUAGAAAGUGCGCUCUUGAAGCACCCAGCAGUAGCUGAAGUAGCCGCUGUCAGCAGUCCAGAUCCAAUCAGAGGAGAGGUAGUAAAGGUGUUUGUGGAGUUGUCUACGAGCUAUUCAACGCAAGACAAGGAGAAAUUAACCCUGGAGCUACAGGAACAUGUGAAAAAAAUGACUGCUCCAUACAAAUACCCAAGAAAGGUGGAAUUUGUCCAGGAGUUGCCAAAAACCCAGACGGGGAAGAUCCGACGGAAUGAAUUAAGAGACCAAGAAUGGGGUCGAGUUUAAAUCCACAGAAAGCGUGCUUUAUCUCAACAGUUUUCAGUAGAUGUCAUUCAGAUCUGUUACUGUUGAAGUGACCUGUUCUUUGGCUGGGCUUUGAGUAUUUCUGCUGAAACCUACAGAUGUCAUACAUUAAAAGCAGUCUUCCUUGAAACCAUG